Molecule: messenger RNA, 1307 nt
Organism: Agelaius phoeniceus (red-winged blackbird)
Lineage: Eukaryota; Metazoa; Chordata; Aves; Passeriformes; Icteridae
Gene: TMEM18
Product: transmembrane protein 18
Cellular component (GO): nuclear membrane
Source: RefSeq, a predicted model, not a curated record
AUGUGGGAUAAAAAUAUCUUUUUUUCCCCUAGUCCUAAUUUUAAGACAAUAAUGGCAACCCUGGGCGUUGCUGACAGGAGGCCAAAAGCUAACACCAGUGCUGGGCCACGGACCCACAGCGCCGAGCCCAGCGGGACCCCACAGAGCGGACGGGGACAUUGGCGGCCGCCCGACGUCAAACGCUCAACACGCGACCAGAGCACCCUCAGGAGAAGGAGCCACCUCAGCCCGUGUUCCGAACCGCGGGACCAUCGGCGGUCCCCUCGCCUCAGGGAAGGCGGAGCCGCAUCGAGCACCGCUGCCCCCUAGCCAUCGCCGCGCAGGGGAAGCGGCGGCCGCCCGAGUCUCGCGAGAACCGGCGCUGCCGCCGCCAUGGAGCCGCCGGUGCGCGGCCCGCCGGGGCUGCCGGCCGUGCUGGCGAGCACGGACUGGUCCGAGCCCUGGCUGCUGGGGCUGGCCGCCUUCCACCUGCUCUGCUUCCUGCUGACCUGCGCGUCCCUGCAGCACCGCCGGGUGCAGGUCGGGCUCUUCCUCUGCAUGGUGGGCUUAGUGUACUGUGCUGAAUAUAUCAAUGAAUUAGCAGCCAUGAAUUGGAGGCUCUUUUCUAAAUACCAAUACUUUGAUUCAAGAGGAAUGUUCAUUUCACUUGUAUUUUCAGCACCACUGCUGGUGAAUACUAUUAUAAUUGUGGUCUCCUGGGUUUACAGAACUUUGAAUGUAAUGACUGAACUAAAGAUGCUACAGCAGAGAAGGAAAGUAGAAAAAGAGAAAAAGAAGUGAAAGUGCCAAACUUUUUCUUUCUUCAGUUGUAAUUAUGCCUGUCUGGACAAUCAGUCCUUCUGUAAGGGUAUGCAGGAACAGAAGUAUUUUUGUGUCUGUUGUCAAGAGGACUUUGUGAUUGUGGCUGUGGGCAUUGAGGUGAAAGCAGGUAUCUACAGUACAUUUGACUUGGCUGUGAAAUUAUGAAACCAGUCUUAACAAGUCUUUUGCCCUUCAGCGUAAGAUUGUUUUCCUCCAUGACCAAGGCUGUUAGUAUUGUUGAGGCACAAUCCCAGUUUCCAUUUGCCUGUGUAUUUUUUUACUAUGUCUUUAUUCUGUGCUUAUCAAGUAUCAGUUAUUCUGCUGCUUAAGCCAAUGGGAGCUGUGUUGUGAAUUACAGUAAAUGAGAGAUUUUAUUCAGAAUAACUCAGGAAUCCAUGCUUCUGUGAAGCACUUCACUUCUUUAUAAAUCAAGUUUCAUACUUGCUAUGUGUACUGUGUGCCAGUGGCAUUUUAUAAAUAAAACUAUCCUCUUACUGUAUCUCAAA